This is a messenger RNA of Misgurnus anguillicaudatus (oriental weatherfish), 797 nucleotides long. The record is from RefSeq and is a predicted model, not a curated record. Lineage: Eukaryota; Metazoa; Chordata; Actinopteri; Cypriniformes; Cobitidae.
UGUGAGGUCCCUGCCAUCAUAAAGUUUGGAAAACCCCUGCUCUAAAGAACUUUAUUCACUAAAGUGAAACAAAAAGAUUCUUCAGAUGUCAAAGGUUCAUAGUGGAACUGUACAGCCAAAAAUAGUUCUUCUAUGACAUUGUGUAGCACCUAUAUUUUUAAGACUAUUACCACCACAAAAAAAACAUAAUGCAAUUGUAUAUUCCUGUGUUGGUCUUUGUCUUAGAUCUGAUCUGCAGUGCGGUUCUAGCUUCCUUCCCCAAUGUUCUAGAUCAGCCGGACUUAAUGGAUGCAUUUAGGAAAUCAUGGACCGAAUCAGUGAGUAACCUGAGACGAACUGAAAAGAGGGACAUUAAUGUGCUAAAGCAGUUGUUUGUCAGCGUAUAUAUGGGAAGUGUCUAUCCAUUGUUGUAUUGUGUGGAGAUGCCCACUCCCUGCUGGGCUGAUGAAGAGGUGGAGUCUCAACGUGCCCGAUUCAUCUACAGCCCUUCCCGAAAAAUCUCUGUAGGAACUAUGCUGACAUCUGAAUGCUCACAACAAGCCUUUGACAUCACACAGGUCACGUAUGACCUCAUCAGCAACGCCCAGCACUGACACAGUGUCACCUUCAUCAUGUAAACACCUCAUUAGCAGUGUAUCAGUUUACCUGUACCUGAUCGACCGGAUCAGAAACUGGUGUGCAAUCUUACAAAUCAGUUUUAAAAUCUAAGACAGCACUUCUUUGUUAAAAGAUUAGAUUUGAAUGUUUCAUCAUUCGUAUUUGUAUAUUUACAGCACAAAUAAAUAGUUGAACUAUUA